Molecule: messenger RNA, 3173 nt
Organism: Synchiropus splendidus (mandarinfish)
Lineage: Eukaryota; Metazoa; Chordata; Actinopteri; Syngnathiformes; Callionymidae
Gene: slc60a2b
Product: major facilitator superfamily domain containing 4B
Exons: 4
Coding region: 305-2059 (584 amino acids)
Biological process (GO): transmembrane transport
Source: RefSeq, a predicted model, not a curated record
UUGGUCAACCAGGAAGUGAACCUGCAUUUCCCUGUUAAAUGACAGUUAAGUAGAGUUCGUGUUGAAGUAUCGAUUGUGGGACUCUGUUGUUUAACAUUUCACUAAACGCCAAGCGCUUGUGGUCCAGACUGGCGAGUGAGCGAGACGAUCACACGCGCGCUCUCCGUGACGUCUCUCCGGCCGUCAGAGUGAAGCAGCUGUCGCCAGCAUGGGCGCCUUCACCUGAAGCUGCUGGCCGCUGCUGGGAAGCCUCGCACUUCCGGGUAACCUGCCGCCUCCGCUCCUGUCCCUCCUGAGCUCAGUCAUGACGUCCUCCGCCAGGAAGAAGAAGCAGGUUCGCUUCGCCAGCAUGGAGGACGAGGAGCAGGAGGAGGACACGCUGUUCGACCAGCGGAAGGACGCCAGCAGGGCCGGCCUCAAGAGCGUGCUGAAGGCCGCCAAGAGGCGCGCGAGCCCCGGCGGCGAGGCGCCGGAGGAGGCGGCGGCGGCGGCUGGAGCCGGCGGCGGCAGCUGCGCUCGCUGGAUGGUCACGCUGGUGCUUUGUGCGUCCUUCCUGGGGCUGGGGAUGAGCAUUUCGGUUCUGGGUCCCACGUUUGAGGAUUUGGCUCUGAACGUGAAGAAGAACAUCAGCAACAUCUCCUACAUCUUCGUGGGCCGCUCGGGAGGCUACAUGGCCGGCUCGCUCAUCGGGGGGAUCCUCUUCGACUGCAUGAACCCGCACCUGCUGCUGGGACUGUCGCUGGUCAUCACAGCGGUGGGAAUGUGCGCCAUUCCCUUCUGCAAGGAGGCCGCGGUGCUGACCGCUCUCAUGUCCAGCAUCGGGAUCUCCAUGGGGGUUCUGGACACUGGGGGGAACGUGCUGAUCCUCAACACGUGGGGCGACCAGGCCGGACCCCACAUGCAGGCGCUGCACUUCAGCUUCGCAGUGGGAGCCUUUGCUUCCCCCAUCAUCGCCAAGCUUCUGUUCGGCUCGGCCAUCGGCAACAUCACCGGCAACUCGUCCGCUCCGCUCGGCAAAGCGGCCGAGGAUCACAUGACCGUGCGCUACAUGCGAGGCGGCCACCUCAAGUCCAUGUGGGCCUACGUGGUGAUCGGCUCCUUCGUCUUCGUCGUCGCCCUGCAGUUCUUCGUCUUGUGGCUGCGAGGGAGCUUCUCUCGUGACGUCACCCGCUCGGCCACCUCCAAGCCCCUGGUGGCCAAACACCACACGGCGCUGGUCGUCCUGCUCUUCUUCUUCUUCUUCGCCUACGUCGGUGCCGAGGUGGCGUACGGUUCCUUCAUCUUCACCUUCGCUAAAGACUACGCCGGCAUGGAUCAGAGCCAGGCUGCCGGGCUCAACUCCCUCUUCUGGGGGACGUUCGCCGCCUGCCGCGGCCUCGCCAUCUUCUUCGCCACCUGCAUGUUCCCCGGCACCAUGAUCCUGCUCAGCCUGGUGGCCUCCACCGUCUCCUCCACGCUCCUCUGCCUCUUCAGCAGAGAGAGGGCCGCGCUGUGGGCCUGCACGGCGCUCUACGGCGCCUCCAUGGCCACCAUCUUCCCCAGCGGCAUCUCCUGGUUGGAGCAGUACACCACGGUGACGGGCCACACGGCGGCGGCCUUCGUGGUGGGAGCGGGGCUGGGGGAGAUGGUGCUGCCCGCCUUCCUGGGAUUCCUGUGGGGGAAGACCCACAAGCAGCCGCUGCUCAUGCAGCUGUCGCUCCUGACCGCCACCUUCACCUCCAUCCUCUUCCCCGUCAUGUACAAGCUCGCCGCGCCCGGCGCCCUCAGCCGCAAGCCGCUGGUCAGGAGCGGACGGGAGGCGGACGACAGCGAGUUUCGCCAGGCACUGCUGGACACCAGAGCCAACGACGACGAGGAGGAGGAGAACGAGGCCGACCAGUGGAACGACGCCGACUUCGAGGUCAUCGAAAUGGAUGACACCGUCAGUCCCACAAGUUCUCCCAACAAAAUAGCGAGUCCAGCCGAGGCCCCACUGCUGCUGCCGCCGCCGGCGGUCUCCUUCUCGGACUCGCCCCGCCGCAAACUGCUGCUGGCGCUGGACCGAGAGAAGAAAGACUGAGCCCUCCCUUGCUCCUACAUGUGAAUGAAGAUGAAGCUUCAUGAAGUUCAGCUCAUGAAAGACCUUUUAUAAAGAGCCCGCUCACCUGUGCCCAAUGACAGAAGUGGACUUGGCUGUCGUCACGCUCUCAUCGGUCCACAACCUCACAGGAAGUUGUUAAAUCUGCCUUCUCAUCGUAUGCCUCGCCCCCAACCUGUGCACGUCAGAGAAACAUCCUACAUCCUUCAUCCGAACUCGGGUCAGAGACCCUUGUCGAUCCCAUUCUGGACAUCGUGUCCGGCCUCCUGUUUGUCUUUCAAAGCAAAACUGUACAUGAAGUGUCUGCAGAUUCUGCCAAAAAGCCAAACUGGAUUUUACAAUAAGCAUUGCAAAGUGUGACUGUUCAAACUGCCGCAGUAGCUUUUUGAUUGUUUUGGAUUCGAUAAACGCCACCUGCUGGCUGGAGGAAGUUUUCUCCGGUGACUGAUGUUCAUGGUGCGGACAAACGCGUUGACUUUUGCACUAUAGUGUCGGUAGAAACAGGAUGUGAGCGCUUGAACUUCCUGUUUGUGUCAUGUAUAAAAUAUCAUCACUGUGAUCCAUCGACAUUAAACCAGAAAUAUGUUUCAACAGCGUUUUAAUAUCUCAAACUUGCACCCACAGCAAUAAAAACAACCAUCAACCUUUUUCAGUUUUUACAUUUUUUUACACAAAUUCUGCUUCGGCUGUCGGGGAAUCAAAGUUUUGUUUUAAAAACAACAUCAUAAACACACGAGGGAGUUGAAAGUCUUAAAUUAUCACAAAGUAUUGCAUCAGUCCCAGGUUUCAGCUCCAGUUCUCACCAUCUUUAGUGUCAAAUUCUGCCAAAAUGGACAAGUACAAUCAAGAGAACCGUGAAAAAGAAGGUUCGAUUGCAUCCGUGACUCGACAGGGAGAGACAGUAUUACAGUAUUUACACCAACCGAAGUCCACCGUCUGCAUCUGAACACUUACUGCGCUCUUCACUCGGCCAGAUGAUGGCGACACGGCGGCGAACAAGUGUGAAGACGAACACCAGCCCUAUGAGGGAGAUUGAGGGGGGGGUCCAGUGCUGCCCCCCCGUGGCAGAACAAACACUUGUAUAACAAAUAACAGU